UCUCUAUAUAUUCCUAGCAGGGACUUGCCCACAUCCAAUAUGGCGGGCAGCUCCUCGGCCCUGAUGGUGGCGGCGGCCGUAGCGCUGGGUGGCGGACUCCUCUUCGUUGCUCGCCGGAUUAUGAGCAGCAGCGGCGCCCGGGCUACGGCCUCCGCCCUCAUGAGGGGAAAGACGGUGAUUAUCACCGGGGCCAACUGCGGCAUAGGCCGGGCCACCGCGGCGGAGCUGCUCAGGCUGGAGGCCCGGGUCAUCCUGGCGUGCCGGGACCUGGAGCGGGCGGAGGAGGCGGCGAGAGAACUGCGGGAGGAGACCGGGGACAGCGGGGAGGUGGUGGUGAAGCAGCUGGACCUGAGCUCCCUGAAGUCUGUGCGGCGGUUUUGCCAGGAGGUGGUGAGGGAAGAACCUAAAGUUGACGUACUCAUCAAUAAUGCAGGGGUCUUCCAGUGCCCCUAUAUGAAGACUGAAGAUGGCUUUGAGAUGCAGUUUGGGGUGAACCAUCUGGGCCACUUCCUGCUCACUCACCUGCUGCUCGGCCUCCUGAAGAGCUCCGCCCCCAGCCGCAUCGUGGUCGUCUCCUCUAAACUUUACAAAUACGGAGAGAUUAAUUUUGACGACUUAAACAGUGAGAAGAGUUAUGGCCGAAGCGCUGCCUAUAGCCGCAGCAAGCUGGCCAACAUCUUGUUCACCAGAGAACUGGCCCGGCGCUUGGAAGGUACCGGGGUCACCAUCAACGUCCUUCACCCCGGAAUAGUCCGAACCAAUUUAGGGAGGCAUAUUAAUAUUCCCGUCUUGGUAAAACCUCUAUUCAAUGUGGUGUCCUGGGCUUUCUUCAAGUCUCCCGCCGAAGGAGCCCAGACAUCGGUCUUCUUGGCCUCCUCUCCAGAAGUAGAAGGGGUAUCUGGAAAGUAUUUUGGGGACUGUAAAGAGGAAGAUCUUUUACCAAAAGCUAUGGAUGAUUUGGUGGCCAGGAAACUGUGGGACAUAAGUGAAGUUAUGGUCGGACUUAUAAGAUAAAAAUAUGAACUAAUUCAAUGUUAGGAGAGAAAUAGAUGGAAAUACCGAUAGGUUGUUGCCUCCAAAAUCACUUGUAAAAGUCCUUGUGUCAUCCUGUGCUGUCAGGUUGUAAACAAUUCUGGUUAUAGCUUUGGUUUUAACCCAUUUAGGACAUCAGGCAUAAAUGUACACUCUUGUGCCGCUCCCGUUGUAUGAAGCCUGCUCAAUAGCUAAGCGUGAUUCAUACCCAGUGGGUAUCUGUUGCUAUCACUAGCCAGGACCCACUGCUAAUGCCGGACAUCCUCAAAAAGGCUGAUGUCUGGCAUGAACCCUUUAGACACCACAGUUAAAGGGGUACUCUGCUGCCCCAGCGGUCUGAACAUUUUGUUUUGAAUGCUUGGAGCAGGUGGCGGGGGGUCGUGAUGUUACGGCCACGUGCCCUCGUGAUGUCACACCACACCCCCUCAAUGCAGCUGCCACGCCCCCUCCCAUAGACUUGCAUUGAGGGGGUGUGGUGUGACAUCACGAGGGCACGUGGCAGUGAAAUGACGACCCCAGCCGCCCUCACCCAGCAUUCUAAACAAAUGCUGGGUGCUGCAUAGAGAUCGCGGGGGGUCCCAGCUGCAGGACCCUGUGAUCAGACAUCUUAUCCCCUAUACUUUUAGAGAGGGGAUAAGAUGUCUAGAGGGUGGAGUACUACUUUAAACUUAAUUGUGGCAUCUAAGACAGGUAUAAAGCAUUCCCAGUUAGCUCAGGGAGCUGAUCAGGACCACCAAGUCCUAAACAGCUGAGUGGAUGGAGGACCCCUACUUGUCUACAUCUAAUCAGUGCUCCUGUACUGCAGGCAGCCUUAGCAGCCAGUAGUAAUGGAGCGCCGAUGACACUGAUCAAUUCUGUGAUAUGGCAAAACAUUGUUCAGUGUUUGCAAUUGAAAGAUUGCACGCAAUGGUCCCCUGUGGGGAUAAAAAAAGGUUACUUAAUAUAAAUAAGCCCCUUCCUUAAAAUUGAGUUUCCCCCCCUUUUCCCAUUUUUCAAAUUAAACAUAUAAACAAACAUGCAGUAUCACCACGUGAGUAAAUGUCCAAACUAUUUAAUGGAGAUUUUCAGUCUAGGAAAAACGUAUCUCCUAUCCUAAGGAUAAGGGAUAAGUUUAGGAUCGCUGGGGGGGGUCUGACCGCGGGAACCCCCCCGCGAUCUCUCGUACGUGGCCCCAGUAGCCCGCGGGAAGGGGGCGGGGAAGCCACUGGACGAAGCGGCGGCUGACACUCCCCCAAUGCAACUCUAUGGCAGAGCCGGAGUGCUGCCUUUGGCAAUCUCUGCUUCUGCCAUUGCGCUGUAUUGAGGGGGCGUGUCUGCCGCUGCUUCGUAUGCUGGUCAACGCGCACUCUCUGGCCAGCGAGCCGGGGCCCCGUAGGGAGAUUGUGGAGGGCCCCAGCGGUCGGACCCCCCGCGAUCUGAAACUUACCCCCUAUCCUUUAGGAUAGGGGAUACUUUUUUUUUAGGACUAGACUACUCCUUAUAAAAUCUAAUUUUAAUGAAACUGCACAGUCCAUGGUGUAAGUAUAACUUAAAAUAAAUCCGGAAUUGCUGAUUUCACACAUUUUAUUUCUUGCUGUGUUUUUGUUUUUUGUCUCAAGGAAGUAGUUCUCUUAAAAAUGUACUUUUGAAUAGGGAAAAGCAUUCAUGGAUUCAUGGGGAAAUGUAGGCAGCAUCAGAAAUCCAUAUUGGUGAAGAAUUUACCUCCAAUAUGGGGCAUAUUCCAUGCCUGCUGUAUAAGCACAAGGCAUACAUAAAACAGUCUACGUUAUAUUCUGAUAGUUUAUGCUGAAAAAAAAAAAAUACCUCCAAUGUAGCCAAAAACAAUGAGCCAAAAAAAAGAGGUGUUAACCCAGCCUUAGUUACAUCUUUAGAGAACAUUUCUUGGUGAUUUUGUGUGUUUUGCACUUUUUUUAUUUUAUUUAGGUAGCUGUUGUGGUGAAAUAAUAUUAAAAAGGUUUUCUGGAA
Hyla sarda is the source of this 2997-nucleotide messenger RNA. It is a transcript of the gene RDH14, whose product is annotated as retinol dehydrogenase 14. The coding region runs from base 40 to 1014 and encodes 324 amino acids. The transcript is spliced from 2 exons. Lineage: Eukaryota; Metazoa; Chordata; Amphibia; Anura; Hylidae. The record is from RefSeq and is a predicted model, not a curated record.